This is a messenger RNA of Scleropages formosus (Asian bonytongue), 5545 nucleotides long. It is a transcript of the gene cpeb4b, whose product is annotated as cytoplasmic polyadenylation element binding protein 4b. Gene Ontology annotation, cellular component: nucleus; cytoplasm; neuron projection. The record is from RefSeq and is a predicted model, not a curated record. Lineage: Eukaryota; Metazoa; Chordata; Actinopteri; Osteoglossiformes; Osteoglossidae. Gene Ontology annotation, biological process: negative regulation of cytoplasmic translation. The transcript is spliced from 11 exons. Gene Ontology annotation, molecular function: mRNA 3'-UTR binding; translation factor activity, RNA binding; mRNA regulatory element binding translation repressor activity. Bases 518 to 2704 code for a protein of 728 amino acids.
UGUGAGGGGAAGAGGACAGCGGAGAAGAAGCGCAGUAAAGGACAAAAAAAAAAAAAAAAAGAAAAAAAAAAAUUUAAAUAGACUUGACAGGAUUAUAAAUAAUGAAACCAACAAUUAAACAUAUUCAAGGAAAAGCAACCUGAAAGUAUCGUGUCAACUGCCUUUAUUGAAGGAAUCUAAGAAGCUAUCUUUGCUAGCUACCGAUGACGUAAAAUUUGUUUGCUAAAUAAAUAAGGUUAACGACUUGCUCGUUGAAAAAGAAGCUGUGUCAUUGAGUAGGCAGGGCACGUCAAGACAGAGAACGGCUCUUUAGCAACAAAACCGACUGUGUCUGCUGAAGAGAAUCGUGAGAACACGUUCUGUUUUUUGUCUCGUCAGGCGCAGCUAAAAUCUACUGCUGCGGUCGAAGCAGGAACGCAUCGUCGGAGUCUGACGUCGCCUUGGAGCCAAGGGUACGAAAAGAAAAUAAAGCAAGCAGAGUUUGAAUAUAUUGUCAGGGAGAUACUGGACAAGAUCAAUGGGGGAUUACGGAUUUGGAGUCCUGGUACAGAACAACUCCGGUAGCAAGUCGGCUUUCCCAGUAAGAAUUCACCCACACCUUCAGCCUCCACACCACCAUCAGAAUGCCUCUCCGGGCCCGGCUGCUUUUAUAAACAACACAGCUGGGAAUGGCAGUAAUGGUGGCUCGCCGUGGCUCUUUCCUGCGGCUGCUACCCAUGGCAACAUGCAAGAUGAAAUUCUUGUGUCAGAAAAGCCCAAAGCCCAGCAGCAGCAGCAGGAAAUGCAAGAAACGCAAGAAAAACAGCAGCUGUCUCCAGGCCACCAGGAAACUGGUAUCUUAUCUGAGUUGGAAAAGACUGCGUCAGAUGAGAAUAAGGGGGAAAACGGCACGGCAGAGGGCAGUAAUGGGAAGGAGAAGCUGAGAAUGGAAUCCCCUGUGCUCACAGGGUUCGAUUACCAGGAAACCUCGGGUCUAGGGACUGCUACCCAGUCCAGCACAUCCUCUUCUCUGACUGGCUUCAACAACUGGUCGGCUGCGAUUCCGCCCACCCCGUCAACAAUUAUAAAUGAAGAUGUCAGCUUCUUCAACCCUGCUGCCUCUGCCAACAGCGGGCCCUUACUGUUCCAGAAUUUUUCCCACCAUGUCAGCCCAGGCUUCGGGGGCAAUUUCUCCCCCCAGAUUGGACCCCUCCCACAGCACCACCCCUCUCACCCACACUUCCAGCACCCUCACAACCAACACCAACAACAUCGCAGGUCCCCUGCAAGCCCCCACCCUCCGGCUUUCUCCCACCGCAAUGCAACUUUUAGUCAGUUGCCCCAUUUGUCAAAUAAUCUAAAUAAGCCCCCCUCACCAUGGGGCAGCUACCAAAGCCCCUCACCCACACCCUCCUCCACUUCCUGGAGCCCAGGUGGAGGCUAUGGUGGCUGGGGAGGGUCUCAGGGUCGGGAUUACCGCAGGGGCCUCAAUGGUGGAAUGACACCCCUUAACUCCAUCUCUCCAUUGAAGAAGACUUUUCCCAACAACCACACGCCUUCACAGAAGUACUCUCGUACGACCCCCGGUUUCAACCCCAAAUCCUGGAUGGAGGAUAGUACCACUAGAAGUGAUAACAUAUUCCCAUUUCAGCAGGAACGCACCCGGUCUUUUGAUGGCUUUAACAUGCACUCUCUGGAGAACUCGCUGAUCGACAUCAUGAGGGCAGAGCAAGAUUCCCUGAAAGGCCGACUGGGAUUUACUCACCCAGGAGGAGAUAGUCCUUUACCCAUAAAUGCAAGGAAUUAUGGAAGGCGGCGAGGCCAUUCUUCCUUGUUCCCAAUGGAGGAUGGCUUUGGUGACGAUGAACGGGCUGACCAGGGCCUCCCUGGGCUGGGUUCACCUCACUGCUUCCCUCACCAGAAUGGGGAACGGGUUGAGCGCUACUCCCGCAAAGUCUUUGUUGGAGGCCUGCCCCCGGACAUAGAUGAAGAUGAGAUUACUGCUAGCUUUCGGCGCUUUGGUCACCUCUUUGUGGACUGGCCUCACAAAGCAGAGAGCAAGUCUUACUUUCCUCCUAAAGGUUACGCAUUCCUCCUAUUCCAAGAUGAGAGCUCUGUCCAGGCUCUGAUCGAUGCAUGCAUCGAGGAGGAUGGCAAGCUCUACCUAUGUGUGUCCAGCCCCACCAUUAAAGACAAACCAGUUCAGAUUCGCCCGUGGAACCUGAAUGACAGCGAUUUUGUUAUGGAUGGCUCUCAGCCUCUUGACCCCAGAAAGACCAUUUUUGUGGGUGGAGUGCCGCGCCCUUUGCGUGCAGUGGAGCUGGCGAUGAUAAUGGACAGACUCUACGGAGGAGUUUGCUACGCAGGCAUAGAUACGGACCCUGAGCUGAAGUACCCGAAAGGGGCAGGGCGGGUUGCCUUCUCUAAUCAGCAGAGCUACAUUGCCGCUAUCAGCGCUCGCUUUGUGCAGCUGCAGCAUGGGGAAAUCGAUAAACGAGUGGAAGUGAAGCCAUAUGUCUUGGAUGACCAGCUGUGUGACGAGUGUCAGGGCACACGCUGCGGGGGCAAGUUUGCCCCUUUUUUCUGUGCCAACGUCACCUGUCUCCAGUAUUACUGUGAAUACUGCUGGGCGGCUAUCCACUCACGCGCUGGCCGGGAGUUCCAUAAGCCUCUGGUAAAGGAGGGUGGUGAUCGACCCCGGCACAUCUCGUUCCGCUGGAACUGAGAGAGGCCGACAAUAGGAGGUGGGGGCGCUACGGGUGGCAAUGGCCGUGUAGUUGCUAAAUGUUAUACUUAUAUAUUAUAUAUAAAUGCACUUUUCUGUUGCUGGUUACUUUUUAAGUUUAAGUUUUAAUUUAAUAUAUUUAAAAAAAGAAUUUAGAGAAAAUAUUUUAAAGAAGUUUAAUUUCCCUUUGACUGUGUAUGAUUUUGUAGUAGUUGAAAGCAAAGUAAAAACUGAGUAUGAAUAGAAAUAUUUUCAUGGUCAGAUGUAAACGAAAUGCACCCGCUAAUUCAUUGUGUAAUUGGGAAAGCCUUGACCUCUGAGCACAGAGCAUUAAUUCAUUCAAGUUUGAUUAAAGUACAUCAUUUCCAUCAGGAAUGAUGUAUGACGUGAAAAAGAUUGUGUUUAGACUACAGCCCACUUGUGUCUUUGUUAGAGAGCAGAUUUUGACUAAUUUCCCAGCCCAAAACUGAAUAGUUCUGAAAAAAGAAAAACUUGCCACAGAAUGGUGGAUUCUUUCCAAGGUCAGUUCUAGUGCAUUCUGUUAAGUCCCAUUCUAAUAUUUAUUAACAAAACUGAUUUCCUCCAUUUGAGUUAUUUCCAUUUUGACAUGCAAAAACCUAAUACCUCAAGCUUAGCUGCUAAUAUUAUAAGGUAUAAUUUAAAAGAAGAAAGAAAAACAGUUCUCCCCUUCUCUGAAGAUGAUAAUCAAAGGGAAACAGCAUGAGUUAAAGAUGUACCAAGUUAAACAAUGCUUUUCCACUUUGGUUUCAUUAUAAAUAUAUUGCCAAUUAAAAGGAAAAAACCUAACUGGAGCAUUAACUUUCUGGAUCAGGGAGUGAAUGCUGUUGAAGGAGUAAAAGGCAACCAGAUUGCAGGCCUGUAUUGUGAGCAGUGAUCCCUCUGUUUAUAUUAUGUUAAUUAAGAAGGACCGUUUAGCACAGCCUGCAAGUGCAGAGUAACCAGUGCACCAGUUUACUGUAUCAUAACCCCACGUUUGAUUAAGGCACAAUGUAGAAAACACACUGGACUAAUGAGAGCAGGAGGGCACCAACACCUAUUCGUCUUAUGGGAAGAGGUGAUUCCGAAAGCCUGGUCACACUUCUGUACCACCUAUACCAACUCACCUAAUGCAUGUUGAAAGUUGAAAUAUAUAGCAUGCUUUGCUGCGCUACUUGCUGCUGCUUGCAAGUUAACUCGUUCAGACCAAGACUGAAUUAAAGAGGUAAUAUCUAGAUGCUUUAAGGUAACUCCCGCCAAAGAUGGAUGUGCAGCAGUGAGUAAUACUGUAAUGUAUUGUUUAAUUGUUAAAAUUUUUCAGUUGAAAUUUUAAGUUUUUUUUUUUCCUUUUUUUUUUUUUUGUAUUAUUUAUCUUAAGAGGAUGGGACAGGCUCCAGCAAACCAAAGAUUGGCCUUGAAUUGAGCUCAGUCGAAACACGGACACUGACAAAACAAUUGAACUUGCAGGCAGACUCAUCACCACAAGUCAGUCCACUCAUUUUCAAAGGUCAGAAUGGAGACAUUUGAUUUGGAAAUAACUGAAAACAAAAGCUUACAGUAGCUAUCGGUAAAUUACAGUUGUACUGUAUUUGAAUCUGCUAAUGUAACUUGUCAGGGAUUUUAGUGCUGAAAUAUAACUUAUUAAUAUACUAGUGAGAACUUAACCCUGUGUUGGCUUGAUGGUGUUACAGCACCAGUUCUACCAUGACUUCAGUUUGUGGACGUAGUGGUUGAACACUUUAGUAGUUAACACUUUUUGAAGAAUUUGCUGUUUAUGAGAUGAAAAAAGUGAUUAUUUUAUACAUGGCCUGCUGAUUUUUGGUACAGUGUUUUCUAGCGAAAUUAUUUUGUCAUGCACAUAUAAACAUUUAUUAUGCACUACUUUUCUAAAUCUUUUUUUCCAACAGUCAUUUUAGGCACAUUUUUCACUAAUGGGGAAAACUCCUUUUUGCAAUACCUCAAUUUUUCACAUUGUGAAAGGUAGCUUUUGUACUUUUGUUACUGAAAGAUCUACAUUUAUGGUAAAUUUCAUUUAAAAGAAAGAGUGGUUUUAAUAUAUUUUAUUUUCGAUUAUUAUGCUUUUUAUACAUUUCAGUGCUGAGGAAUCUACAGCUCUUGUGCGUGCAUUGGUGUUAACGUGACUUCAGUUCUGCAGAGGAGAGAAGUAUAUUGUUUAAGAUCUUUGACGAAAUUUCAGUAUAAAUGGGAAGAUCUUAGAGCAUGGCAAGAAUAAGUUGUCGUUAAACAAAUGUCAAUAUGUCAGAUUUUCUUCAGCACCUGGCUGUAUUAAGAUUGAAAUUACUUUUGUUUUUGCUCCCUUAUAAUAGCUGGAAUAUAACUAUAAUAAGAAAAAUGCAAACUUGGUUUGUGUUAGACUGUAUCACAUAUCAGAAGAAUGGAUGUUAGGUGUUUAGAUAUUUCAACAUUUUAAAAUAUAUAUUCUUGAACUGCCAACUAGCUCCUAUUGUACUCCUUAGCAUGCAUGACUUAAAAAAAGACAAAAUGAAGUAAUUACAGGAAUAAGCUUAAUAAGCUGAAAUUAAUUGUUGUGAUUGUGCACCAGACAUCUUUAUAAACAUUUAAUUUGAGUACGCCACCUCCCUUCCUGAUCUCCCCAUGUGUUAAUCACUAUGCCUUCACCAUACACAGACCUCUGCAGGAUACACAGAGAAACUCUAAAUCAAUUUUGCAGUGCAGGACUUAAGCAUACUAUGUUAGGACACUUACAAAAAGACUUGAUCACUCAUCCCCCCCUUCCUUUUCAAGCGCUCUCAAGCCUUGGGAGAAAGGGGACUUUAAGACUUGAAUGUGGUAAAUGUUGCAAGUUAACUUCGAGUUGUUAUG